This is a messenger RNA of Equus quagga, 2919 nucleotides long. It is a transcript of the gene CPXM1, whose product is annotated as carboxypeptidase X, M14 family member 1. NCBI's taxonomy places the organism in Eukaryota, Metazoa, Chordata, Mammalia, Perissodactyla, Equidae. Bases 652 to 2850 code for a protein of 732 amino acids. The transcript has 14 exons. Gene Ontology annotation, biological process: proteolysis. The record is from RefSeq and is a predicted model, not a curated record. Gene Ontology annotation, molecular function: zinc ion binding; metallocarboxypeptidase activity.
AAGGAUUCCUGGAGGGCCAGCCCUCCUGUGGUCCCCCAUCUCCGCCUCAGUUUCCCCCACUCUUCUUUCUGUCCCACCCACCCUAUCAGGGGACCUCUGGCUCUGGAUCGAUUUCCCUCUUGUACUGUAGUUUCCUCCCUUAUGUUCUCAGCUUUGCUACUUUGGCCAAGCCAAUUAGCCGCUCUGAGCCUCAGUUUACCAUUUGUAAAAUGAAGUUUGAUUGACAGGUCACGUGUAAAGCGCCUGGCAUGGUGCAUGGUACAAAGUAGGUGCCCACUGUGUGGGGGGGAGCCUUGCAGGACCGAGUGAAAUCGAGGGCGCAGAGGGCUUUGCAGACUGGACAGGGCAGCGCACGAGUGAGCGGGUGAGCUCGGGACUGCCCGAGAGGGCGGGCAGGGUCGGUGGGUGCGGAGAUCUCUGGCGGCCCGGCCGCACCCCGCGGCCCCUCGGGGGUCCGCCCCGCUCGCUCCGCCCGGCCCCCUCGCCUCCCCUCCCGGGUCCGAGGCCAGCGAGCGGGCUGUGGGCGGGCCGGAGGCCGCAGGGGGCGUGCGGCGGCGGCAGGAAGGGGCGGGGGGCUCCUGAGCACCCGGCAGGAAGAGACGGACCCACCGACCGCCGCCGGCCCCGCGCGUCCCACCUCUGGAUCCCGCCAUGUGGGGUCUCCUGCUCGCCUUGGCCGCCUUCGCGCCUGCCGUCGGCCUGGGUCUCGGGGCGCCCAGCGCCUCCGUGCCGGACCAUGCGCCGCCUGCGACCACCGAGGCUCCGAUCUCGACCCCGGCCCAGCGGAGCAGCUCGGCACAGCCGCCCGCGGAGAAGAGUAAUGGGACCUCAGAACAGCAUGUCCGGAUUCGCAUCAUCAAGAAGAAAAAGAUCAUUAUGAAGAAACGAAAGAAGCUAACUCGCCCCACACCCCCGGUGACUGCUGGGCCUCCAGUGACCACCAACCCUGCAGAGGCCCUUGAUCUCCCUGAAAAGCAAGAACCAGGCUGUCCCCCUUUGGGCCUGGAGUCCCUGCGAGUUACAGAUAGCCAGCUCGAGGCAUCCAGCAGCCAGUCCUUUGGUCUUGGACCACACCGAGGACGGCUCAACAUCCAGUCAGGCCUAGAGGAUGGUGAUCUAUAUGAUGGGGCCUGGUGUGCCGAGGAGCAGGAUUCUGAGCCGUGGUUUCAAGUGGAUGCUAGGCACCCUACCCGCUUCUCAGGCGUUAUCACACAGGGCAGGAACUCUAUCUGGAGGUACGACUGGGUCACAUCAUACAAGGUCCAGUUUAGCAAUGACAGUCGGACCUGGUGGGGGAGUAGGAACCGCAGCAGUGGAAUGGACGCGGUAUUUCCUGCCAACUCAGACCCAGAGACACCAGUGCUGAACCUCCUGCCUGAGCCCCAGGUGGCUCGCUUCAUUCGCCUGCUGCCCCAGACGUGGCUCCAGGGAGGCGCAUCUUGCCUCCGGGCAGAGAUACUGGCCUGCCCUGUCUCAGAUCCUAACAGCCUGUUCCCUGAGGCCCCUGUGCUGGGAUCCCCCGACCCUCUGGACUUCCGGCAUCACAAUUAUAAGGCCAUGAGGAAGCUGAUGAAGGAGGUGAACGAGCAAUGCCCCAACAUCACCCGCGUCUACAGCAUCGGGAAGAGCCACCAGGGCCUGAAGCUGUAUGUGAUGGAAAUGUCGGACCAGCCUGGGGAGCAUGAGCUGGGGGAGCCUGAGGUGCGCUAUGUGGCCGGCAUGCAUGGGAAUGAGGCCCUGGGGCGGGAGUUGCUCCUGCUUCUGAUGCAGUUCCUGUGCCGUGAGUUCCUGCGAGGAGACCCACGGGUGACCCGGCUGCUCACUGAGAUGCGCAUUCACCUGCUACCCUCCAUGAACCCUGAUGGCUAUGAGACUGCCUUCCGCCGGGGCUCAGAGCUGGUGGGCUGGGCAGAGGGCCGCUGGAACCAGCAGGGUAUUGACCUUAACCAUAAUUUUGCUGACCUCAACACACCACUUUGGGAAGCAGAAGAUGAUGGGCUGGUGCCUGACACUGUCCCCAACCAUCACCUGCCACUGCCCACUUACUAUACCCUGCCCAAUGCCACUGUGGCUCCUGAAACGCGGGCAGUGAUCCAGUGGAUGGAGCGGAUCCCCUUUGUGCUGAGUGCCAACCUCCACGGGGGUGAGCUCGUGGUGUCCUACCCAUUUGACAUGACUCGGACCCCGUGGGCUGCCCGUGAACUCACGCCCACCCCAGAUGAUGCCGUGUUUCGCUGGCUCAGCACCGUCUAUGCCGGCACUAAUCGGGCCAUGCAGGAUCCAGAUCGCCGACCCUGCCACAACCAGGACUUCUCCUUGCAUGGCAACGUCAUCAACGGGGCUGACUGGCACACAGUCCCUGGGAGCAUGAAUGACUUCAGCUACCUACACACCAACUGCUUUGAGGUCACUGUGGAGCUGUCUUGUGACAAGUUUCCUCACGAGAAUGAACUGCCCCAGGAGUGGGAGAACAACAAAGAUGCCCUCCUCACCUACCUGGAACAGGUGCGCAUGGGCAUUGCAGGAGUCGUGCGGGACAAGGACACGGAGCUUGGGAUUGCUGAUGCUGUCAUUGCCGUGGACGGGAUUAACCAUGAUGUGACAACAGCGUGGGGCGGGGAUUACUGGCGCCUGCUGACCCCAGGGGACUAUAUGGUGACUGCCAGUGCUGAGGGCUACCACACAGUGACACGAAGCUGCCGGGUCACCUUUGAAGAGGGCCCUAUGCCCUGCAAUUUCCACCUCACCAAGACUCCCAAACAGAGACUUCGAGAGCUGCUGGCAGCUGGGGCGAAGGUGCCCCCAGAUCUUCGGAGGCGGCUGGAGCGGCUGAGGGGACAGAAGGACUAACACCUCCAGAAAAGCCCCAGAGCCUUGGGCAGGCUGGACCUGUCUAGAACUGAGGGAGGGGGGUUGAGA